Messenger RNA from Plasmopara halstedii, 465 nucleotides. RefSeq lists its product as uncharacterized. Lineage: Eukaryota; Oomycota; Peronosporomycetes; Peronosporales; Peronosporaceae. The transcript has 4 exons. The record is from RefSeq and is a predicted model, not a curated record. Bases 1 to 465 code for a protein of 154 amino acids.
AUGCGAAAAAUUCACCUGUUAAGACAGGGUCGUCAUAUUUACAACAAUUUGUCUGACUUAAUAUCGCCACCGGCUACAAUUAUUUGCUUCUACUAUGAAAUUGUGCGCGAUAGUGCGCCACAAAAAACUAAAGCUGCGCUUGGCUCGAGCAACAUUGUCGAUAAAGAACCGAUUACGAAAUAUCUUGCAAUAUUGGAGCUGGAUGCGCCUCGAGAGCUAGUUGAUCAAACAAUGCAAAGAUUUCUUUGCAAUACAAAGUGGAAACCCAUAAUGUUAAUGCAGUUUAAAGGCUCUGAUGCGAACGCGCGUUCCGAGCUAUUACAACGAGCUUAUAAAAGUAUCGCGGGACGAAGAGGCGAGUGGCAGAAAUUUACAGUGAACGACAAGCCGAAAUCCACAAAUCCGGCGAUACAUAUAAGCGUACCUCUCAAUUCACUAAAUACUGCUCCACAUGAAAAGCUAUAA